AUGAAAGUAGCUCUAGGGGAAGCACUCAAAACAGUCGUUAAAGGCAAGCCAGUGUGCGAAGAAUUAGCUUGCUUACAGAAAGAACUAAAGGUACCGCCAGUAAAUUCCGAGCUUUGGAUCUCUCUUCCCAGAACAUUUUCUAGGUCUAGUGCUAUAUUCGAACUGCCAAUGGAUAGUCGGACGUUUAACACACUAACGCCGAUUGACUAUGUGAAAGAUAAUAUAUACAUAACUUCACCAAGAAAGCUCUUGUAUAACUGCAUUUUCGAAAAAUACAGAAUGGAAAAUGAUGAUGAAACUGAACAUGAUCGACAAUUGCAUUGCAAAGUAGAUAGUCCUACAAAAAGUACCUGGAGACUUGUUGCUGACGUGACUAAUAAUGUUGACAAUAAUGGAAGGAAAAAUAUAUGCCUAAAAUCAGAUGCAAAUUAUGUAAUAGGGGAAUGUCUUAUUGUUGCUAAUAUGUUCAAUGUUUUCUUUAAGAAUGCUCCAAUUGAGAACGGUAUUGUUAGUGAAUAUCAGCAUGGCUUUCAGGCAGUUAAGUCUACAAAUACAGCAGUUUAUUCAUUUUAUGAGACUUUAACUAACUAUAUUGAUGCGGAUGUGUCUUUUGACUGUGUCGAUCAUACUUUACUCAUUAAUAAGUUAGAAAAUAUUGGAAUAAAAGAUCUCUUAUUAAAAUGGAUAGAAUCCUACCUAUCAGAACGUCGUCAGUACGUCUCCUUAUCAGAUGUAUCCCAACAAUCAGAAAAUAUUUGCAAAUCAGAUUACAUUUACAUUCAUAUGGGUGUUCCGCAAGGUUCUGUAAUUGGCCCAAUAUUAUUUCUUAUUUACUUAAAUGAUAUUGUCUCAAUAAAUUCUGCUGUAAAGUUUACACUUUAUGCAGAUGAUACUUCAAUACGUAUAUCAGAUAAAUCACAUAUAUCUCUUGAAAAUAAAUGUAACGAACUCUUGUGUGAUCUUAGUUAUUGGUUUUCCUCAAAUUACUUACAUCUUAAUGCGGAUAAAACGCAUGCUAUUCAUUUCCACAAUAGACAGAAACAUCUGUUAGAUAUCGAACUAUCAAUAUAUUCUAAACAAAUUGAAAAAGUUUAA
Molecule: messenger RNA, 1095 nt
Organism: Diabrotica balteata
Lineage: Eukaryota; Metazoa; Arthropoda; Insecta; Coleoptera; Chrysomelidae
Source: the annotation of a GenBank genome assembly